GACGUGGAAACAACGCUGAUUCAACCAGUGUGUCCCCUGUAGGUAGGUGGCCGUUGGAUCCAUGCAGUGUGUGUGAGAGAGAGAGAGAUGAGACAGCGUGCGCAUGUGUUUGUCUGCCAAUAGCCUUCUGCAGAAGAGCGAGCUGCUUCACACGGUUGAAACUGGCUGAUGACUGCAUUGACUGGCCUACAACUGAACUCACCGUGUAUUGGUCGCUUCACCAGUUUUUUAACGGAAUCCUUGUAGCAUACCAGCUGGUCUGUAGCCUAAUUCCGUGAACAGUCUCUGUCACUGUGGAUAGUUUUGACUGAUAUUCCGGUUAGACCACCGAUAGACUCGUUUUAUUCUGUUGAUGGUUGAAAAGGUCAGAAAGCGCGCAGCCAGCAAGAAACGACGGGCUAUGUUGCUACGCAGCUGAUAUGAUAUAGACGUAAUAGACCGACGAAUAGUGUAAAAGAGAGAGAUGAGGUGAUGUUCUGACUCACUGAGACAGUGUGGACAGAAAUCAAGACGAGGAACUCUAUUCUUGUACUACCUACGGCAUCUUGGAAUCUCAACAGAAACCAGCAGCCAGCGGAUGUCAGUGUGGGGAUCACUCAGUCCCACAUGUGAUGGACCCCCAGCAGUGUGAUGGAGGCCAUGUGUCAGAGGGGUGUAACACUCCUGGUAAUGGGGACCACCGUCCCCCUCCUGCCAAACUGGUCCGCCUGGAGUUGAACGGUGGCGGGGGCCCCUCAGGUCCACACCAGGGCAGGACGAGACAGGGGAGCCCAGGGGUCAGAACUUCGGCCCCCAAACUCACCACACCCGCACCACAACCCAAUAACUGGCAUAAAAGAGGAAGCUUGCUGCCUGUGCUGUGUUUGGUGGAGCACAGAGAGAGCCCGGUCCCGCCAGUGGAGGAUGAGAGGAGAGAGCAUGCAGAGUUUGUACUGGUCAGGAGAGACCUGCUGUUUAACCAGCUGAUAGAGAUGGCUUUACUGGCCCUGGGCUACUCUCACAGCUCAGCAGCACAGGCGAAAGGUUCGAUCCAGGUGGGUAGGUGGAACCCUGUCCCUCUGUCCUGUGUGACUGAUGCUCCUGAUGCCACAGUGGCUGACAUGCUGCAGGACCUCUACCAUGUGACCACCCUCAAGAUCCAGCUCACCAGUUGUCCCAUGUUGGAGGACCUCCCUCCAGAACAGUGGAGUCACUCCACAGUGAGAAAUGCCCUGAAGGAGCUAUUGAGAGACAUGAACCAGAGCUCACUGGCCAAAGAGUGCCCUCUGUCCCAGAGUAUGAUCUCCUCCAUUGUUAACAGCACCUACUAUGCAAAUGUAUCGGCCUCCAAGUGCCACGAGUUUGGCCGUUGGUAUAAGCACUUCAUGAAUACAAAAGGCAUCAUGGAGAUUGACAGCUUCUCUGACCAAUCCCAAACGAGCUCCACACACCCAUCAACCAAACAACCAUUCCAAGGCAGCACAGCCGAGCAGGUCUGCUCCUCGCCCCUCCCCUUUCCUCACGGGGGUGCCACCCACAUUUCUGGGCGUAGUUGUCUGGCCCCAAGUCUCUGCCCCCCGAGGCUGGUGACCGCCCCCCUCAGCCCCCAGCUAGUCAGCCCCCAACAGAUAGUCAUGGCCCAGUUCCUCAACCAGCAGAAUGCAGUCAGCCAUAUGCUAGCCCAGCAAAGCCUGUCUGUAUCUGUCUCCACCUCCCCCCAGCAGUUCCUCAACCACCCCCCUGUGGGGAGGCCUACCCCCUCCCUGGCCCUAGCCAAGGGCCUCGACACCCUGCCCCAGGCUGGACCACCAGGACCCGGGUCUGGGUCCCAGAGCCAGGUGUGUGGACCAUCAGACAUCUCAUGUGAGAUCUACCAGUGGGUGAGAGAGGAGCUGAAGAGAGCAGGCAUCUCCCAGGCUGUGUUCGCCCGUGUGGCCUUCAACAGGACCCAGGGCCUGCUGUCUGAGAUCCUUCGUAAGGAGGAGGAUCCUAAGAGUGCUUCUCAGUCUCUCCUGGUCAACCUGCGGUCCAUGCAGAGUUUCCUACAGAUACCGGAAGGUGACCGCGACCGUAUCUACCAGGAAGAGAGAGAGAGGAGUCUGACCACGUCGACCAUUAUCAACCAUUCACCCAACAACACUACCCCACCAUGCCACACACAGACAAGAAAGGAAGAGGGAAACUUUGUUAAGGCUGAAGAUUGGCACUCCCAGGUUUCCAUUCUAUUUCCUAAAGUGAGGCUGUCUCCAGUAGCAGUAGUAAACAGAGGGGUGAAGAGCGAGGGAUGUGUUCUAGACAGAGGAGUGAAGAGCGAGGGAUGUGUUCUAGACAGAGGGGUGAAGAGCGAGGGAUGUGUUCUAGACAGAGGGGUGAAGAGCGAGGGAUGUGUUCUAGACAGAGGGGUGAAGAGCGAGGGAUGUGUUCUAGACAGAGGGGUGAAGAACGAGGGAUGUGUUCUAGACAGAGGGGUGAAGAGCGAGGGAUGUGUUCUAGACAGAGGGGUGAAGAGCGAGGGAUGUGUUCUAGACAGAGGGGUGAAGAGCGAGGGAUGUGUUCUAAACAUCAACAGUUCUAUCUAUGAGGAGAUCCAACAGGAGAUGAAGAGAGCCAAGGUGUCUCAGGCCAUGUUCGCCAAGAUGGCCGCCUCCAAGAGUCAGGGCUGGCUGUGUGAGCUGCUGCGCUGGAAGGAGGAUCCGUCCCCGGAGAACAGAACCCUGUGGGAGAACCUGUGUAUGAUCCGACGCUUCCUGAGUCUGGCCCAGAUGGAACGAGACGCCAUCUAUGAACAGGAGAGCAACACUCUGCAACAACACUGUACAGACAGACUCACGCAGCUAGUCAACAACAACACACUGCUCCAACGCCACUCCCCAUUGCAACAACAACAUCAUCAACGAACACUGACCGCUCUGUCCCAGCUGCCCUUGCAACCCCAGGCGGAGCCUCGCCUGCCGCCACGACAACCAUCCACAGCAUCACCGGCCGAGACUGAGGGGGGUAGGGGGCAACUGAGGACCUGGUGGGGGAGUAGUCAGGGUGAUGGGAGGGAAGAGGACAUUACUGGCAGGGGUUGUAGGGGUUGGGGCCAGGGCAGGGGUAGGGGUGUGUAUAACAAUGACAAGGAAGGGGGAGAGGGACGGUGGGCGGGGGGCAGACAGACUAACGGCGAGGGCGAUGGUGGGAGUGAUGGCGAAGGGUUUCGGGUGUCCCGGGAGGCGCAGGGGAUCCUGCAGAGCUUCAUCCAGGACGUUGGUCUGAACCCUGACGAGGAGGCUGUCCACACCCUGUCAGCCCAGCUGGGCCUGCCCAAACACACCAUCCUCAGCUUCUUCCACAGCCAGCACCACAGCUACACUCACCAGAACCAUAGACAGCACUACAGUGAGAUCCACCACAACCACAACCAACAUCCGAGCCAGGACCACAACCACAGAGAGAAUCACAACCAACACCACACGGACCAGAACCAGCUCUUCUAUAAUGGAGCAGGCCCAACCCAGCCUAAGAGAACUACAGGGGAGGAGUGGACCGUAGAUCUCGCUGGACAGAUGGGGGGGGGAGGGGAGGAUAUGGAGCGGGAAGAGGAAAUAGAGGGGAAGGGGGAUGAGGAUGCCAUUUUGAAAGAGUUGGAUGUGAGCAGUCAGACCAACACCGUCGCCACCCUAGAGGAGGAGCAACAUGAUUCUAACCAAUCUGAGACUGCCCAACCACAUGACUCUGAUGAAUAACAUGACUCCAUCCACUAGUUGUCCCCUUUAACCCAAUGAGAAGGCAUCAAUUUGAUAGACUCAUCUAGCUCUGCAGAAGACAACAUUAGCCUUUUCUGAAGAACUGUACUAAUGAAUGAUGUGGUGUUAUAGGUGUUUCCCUUAUUUGUAAUGAAACAUUUCAAUUAAAGACUAACUGCGAAAAGAAAUGAAAUGAUGUAGUUAUACAUGUAUGCAGAGUUAUUUUAAAGGCCCAGUGCAGUCAAAAACUAGAUUUACCUGUGUUUUGAAUAUAUUUCCACACUGAGGUUGGAAUAAAACAGUAAAAUUGUGAAAAGUAUGAUAAUGCCCUUUAAGUGUAAGAGCUGUUUGAAAAUCUUUGCCUGUUUUGGUGGGGUGGAGUUUUGGCCUGCCUGGUGACAUCACCAGACACUAAAGUAGUUAAUACUCCAAUAAGAAAGAGAGUUCCAAACCUCUGCCAAUAACAGCUAAUUUUCAGUUUUCCCCUCACUCAGACCACUCCUAGACAGUCCUAGCAAAAAUUUUGCUUGAGAAAUUGCUCUUUGCUAAUAAGCUAUUUUUGUUUAUUUUUGACCAUUUUAACUAAAAACAAUCACAGUAAGGUACUUAAUUGUUACCUAGAAAUUCGUUGAUAUUGAGAUAAAAAUGGCUACAUUGGAACUUUAACUGUUGAGGAUCCAAUUUUAAAGACAUUAUGCCAACAAAUGCCUUUUUGUAUGUGGCACUACCCAUCUGUUCUAUGCCUAGAUCAUCCUCUCUGGAUUUAAAAGACAUUGAAAUGUGAAUAUUGAAAUUGAUCCACUGGCAACACCUGUAUUAUAGACACAUGAUACAGUAUAGUGUUUUGGUUUCUUUCUCUUUCACAAAACUCUGACAACUAUGCUUUCUAACAUCGAUCUGUCAUCAUGUCCACUUACUUGUCUCUUUGACUGACAGUAAAAUGUAAAAGUGUCUUAAAGUCUUUUCUGAUCAACAUAGUUGAGGGACAUCACUUAAAUGUUGUAUGCAAAUUAUUUCACUCUAGCAAAUGUAGUGUAGGUCAAUUGCCUAAUUGUAGAAGAAAAGGCUAAAUAUGCAAAGGGUGUGUGUGUGUGUGUGUGUGUGUGUGUGUGUGUGUGUGUGUGUGUGUGUGUGUACAUUAAUUAGUUCCUGCCUUGUCAUCUUUUGAUUAACUCUACUAUCUUUGAAUCUGUUUUUGUUGAAAAUAAAAUGUAUUAUUUGUUUUAAGAGUUCAUUCCGUUGAUGCAUGAGUUAUAUUUGAAGUGGUUGUUUAAAAUAGCAAUGCAUUGGAUGCAGAAUGACAUUAAAGCUGUGAUUUACUAUUUGUUUCAUCACACAUUAAACACUUAUAAAAUGGA
This is a messenger RNA of Salvelinus fontinalis (brook trout), 5065 nucleotides long. RefSeq names its product DNA-binding protein SATB1-like. NCBI's taxonomy places the organism in Eukaryota, Metazoa, Chordata, Actinopteri, Salmoniformes, Salmonidae. Gene Ontology annotation, cellular component: microtubule. The coding region runs from base 612 to 3707 and encodes 1031 amino acids. Gene Ontology annotation, molecular function: calmodulin binding; RNA polymerase II cis-regulatory region sequence-specific DNA binding; DNA-binding transcription factor activity, RNA polymerase II-specific. The transcript is spliced from 12 exons. The record is from RefSeq and is a predicted model, not a curated record. Gene Ontology annotation, biological process: chromatin remodeling; microtubule cytoskeleton organization; regulation of transcription by RNA polymerase II.